AUGAGGAGGAAGAGGAUGGAUGUGCUUCCACGGCUGUGUGCCGGGCUGCUCCUCCUGUCCCUGCUCUGUGCCACCGGCCUCUGCCAAAGGAGCAAAAAUAACCGCUGCGUGCUGUCCCGGGCCAAGAGCUGCACUGAGUGCAUCCGAGUAGACAAGGACUGCUCCUUCUGCACCGAUGAGAGCUUUGAAGAGCCUCGUUGCGACUUGCGGGAGAACUUGCUGCGGUACGGCUGCAAGGAGGGCAACAUCGUGUACACCAGCGGCGAGAUGCGGACCCAGCAGAAUUUCAGUAUCAACACAUCCCUGCAGAGGACCCAGGUGUCCCCCCAGGGCAUGGUUGUGCGACUGCGAGCCGGGGAGGAGAUGAACUUCAACAUGGAUGUCUUCCAGCCCUUGGAGAGCCCUCUGGAUCUCUACAUCCUCAUGGACUUCUCCUACUCUAUGUCUGAUGACCUGGCCAACCUCAAAAACAUGGGCCAAAAACUAGCGGAGUUCCUGCAAGACCUGACCUCCAAUUACACCAUUGGAUUCGGCAAGUUUGUGGACAAAGUCUCAUCCCCUCAGACAGACAUGAGACCUGAGAAGCUGCGCGAGCCCUGGAACAAUGCUGACUCCCCCUUCUCCUUCAAGAACGUCAUCCGUCUGACCAGCAACAUCAACUACUUCAGCGAGGAGCUCAGGAAAGAGCGCAUCUCCGGCAACCUGGAUGCCCCCGAGGGCGGCUUUGAUGCCAUCCUGCAGACAGCUGUUUGCAAGGAUAAAAUUGGCUGGAGGAAGGACAGCACUCACCUGCUCGUGUUCUCCACCGAAUCUGCCUUUCACUAUGAAGCUGAUGGUACCAACGUCCUGGCAGGGAUCCUGGCGCGAAAUGAUGAGCAGUGUCACCUAGACACCAAAGGCACCUAUGUGUAUGACACCAAGCAGGACUAUCCCUCGGUGCCCACCCUGGUGCGCCUGUUGGGCCAACACAACAUCAUCCCCAUCUUUGCUGUCACCAACCACUCCUACAGUUACUACGAGAAGCUGCACAAGUAUUUCCCCAUCUCUGAGAUCGGGGUGCUCCAGGAGGACUCCUCCAACAUCGUGGAGCUGCUCCGCACAGCCUUUGAGCGCAUCCGCUCCAAGAUGGACAUCCGGGCUGAUUUUGUCCCCAAAGCCAUGAAGACAGAGUUCACCUCCUCAAUGUAUGAAAAGACAGAAUCUGGCUCCUUCCACAUCAACCGUGGGGAAGUGGGCAAGUUCAAUGUGCGCCUGAAGGCGCUUGAGUACAUUGGUGGCCAACAUGUCUGCAGCCUCCCUGAGAAAGACCGGGAGGGAAUUAUCCACGUGAAACCCACGUCCCUGAGUGACAGCCUCAAAAUCGCCGCCUCUGUCACCUGUGACGUGUGUCCUUGUGAACAGCAACAAGAAUUUAACUCGCCCAAGUGCAGCUUCCACGGGGACUUUGUCUGCGGACAGUGCCUCUGCCACCCAGGCUGGCGAGGGGACGUGUGCGACUGCUCCCCAGCGUCAUCCCCCAACAACGAAGCCUGCAUUCGCCCCGGGGAUGUGGAACCGUGCUCGGGCCGGGGCGAGUGCCUGUGCGGGAAGUGCCAGUGCUAUUCCGAGGACCUGAUGCAGCGCUUUGAUGGGGCGUUCUGCCAGUACGACGUCCUGCAGUGCCCGCGCACCUCCGGCUUCCUCUGCAACGAUCGCGGUCGCUGCUCCAAGGGCGCGUGCGUGUGCGAGAGCGGCUGGGAGGGUCCGGGCUGCGAAUGUCCUAAAAGCAACGACACCUGCAUCGACAGCCGAGGGGGCAUUUGCAAUAACCACGGGAGGUGCGAGUGCGGCAGAUGCAUCUGUGACAAAGCUUCGCUGUUCACCAGCUCCACCUGCGAAAUCAGCUACUCCCUGGGCUUCCAAGCUGUGUGCGAGAGCAUCCGGGACUGUGUUCGCUGCCAGACCUGGGGAACGGGCAACAUGAAAGGGAACUGCAGCACAUGCCACCUCCAGAUCCAGAUGGUGGAAGAGCUGAAGAAAGAGGAGGCUGGCGAGUACUGCUCAUUCCAGGACGAGGAGGACGACUGCACGUACCACUACACCCUGGAGGGAGACCCCACCGUCCUCCCCAACACCACCGUCCGUGUGCAGAAGAAAAAAGAGUGCCCGCCGGGGAACUUCCUCUGGCUCAUCCCGCUGCUCAUCUUCCUCAUCCUGCUCCUGGGGCUGCUGCUGCUGCUCUGCUGGAAGUUCUGUGCCUGCUGCAAGGCUUGCCUGGCCCUGCUUCCCUGCUGCGCACGAGGUCGCACCAUUGGUUUCAAGGAGGACCACUACAUGCUUCGCCAUAGCCUCAUGUCCUCUGACCACCUGGACACCCCCAUGGUCCGCAGCGGAUCCCUCAAGGGUCGGGACACCGUGCGCUGGAAGAUCAACAACAAUGUUCACAAGCAGCAGGGUUUCACCUCCCUCGCUGCCGCCAACCCCAAAGAUCUCGUUCCCUACGGGCUGUCUCUGAGGCUGACACGGCUUUUCACGCAGAACCUGCUGAAGUCGGACACCCGGGAGUGCGAGCAGCUGCGCAAGGAAGUGGAGGAGAAUAUGAACGACGUUUUCAAGCACAUCCCCGGCUGCCACAAGCUCCAGCAGACCAAGUUCAGGUUACAGCCCAAUUCUGGGAAAAGGCAGGACCACACCAUUGUGGACACGGUGCUCACCGCCCCUCGCUCAGCCAAGCUAGAGAUCAUCAAAGUGAUGGAAAAGCAUGUUUCCCAUGAGGCUUUCAAUGACCUGAAGGUGUCACCGGGUUAUUACACUGUGACCUCAGACCAAGAUGCUCACGGGAUGGUGGAGUUUCAAGAGGCUGUGGAGCUGGUGGAUGUCCGUGUCCCACUCUUCAUCAGGGAGGAUGAUGAUGAUGAGAAGCAGCUGCAGGUAGAGGCCAUUGAUGUCCCCACCGGCAUUGCAGAGAUUGGGCGCAGGCUUGUCAACAUCACCAUCAUCAAAGAACAAGCCAGCAGCCUCAUCACCUUCUUGCAGCCAGCCUAUUCCCACAGCCGCUUUGAUAAGCUGGCCAAGAUCCCUGUCCUCCGGGAGAUCAUAGACAAUGGGAAAUCCCAAGUCACCUACAGGACCCGGGAUCUCACCGCCAGGAAUGGCAGGGACUACAUCUUCACAGAGGGUGACCUGGUCUUCCAGCCCGGGGAGACCCGAAAGGAGGUGCAGGUCCCCUUGCUGGAGCUGACCGAAAUAGAUACCCUCCUACACAACUGCCAGCUCAAGCAGUUUGCCAUCGACCUCCUCCACCCCAAGUACGGCGCCAAGAUCGGCCGAUACCCCCAGACCACAGUGACCAUCGCCGACCCAGAGGUGGUGGAUGGUGUCCCCUUGAUGGCUGGCCUGAGCCAGGUCUCCCAGUCCCCCAAAGGCCACCUGAGUGCACCACUUAAUCCCAAUGCCAAUGCUAUCAGCUCCAGGGAAAUCCGCUUCAACUGGUUUCCUCCACCGGGAAAACCUCUGGGGUACAAGGUGAAAUACUGGAUCCAAGGAGACCCUGAGUCAGAAGCCCGUCUCAUCGAUGUCAAAGCACCAUCAGCAGAGCUGAGUAACCUCUACCCCUUCUGCGACUAUGAGAUGCAAGUCUGUGCCUACAACUCCAUGGGUGAAGGGGCUUACUCUGACAUCAUCCACUGCCGCACGCUUGAGGAUGUCCCCAGCGAGCCGGGCCGCUUGGCUUUCAAUGUCGUGUCUUCCACCGUGACGCAGUUGAGCUGGGCUGAGCCUGCAGAAACCAAUGGGGAGAUCACGGCUUACGAAGUCAGUUAUGGACUCGUCAAUGAGGAAAAUGUACCCAUUGGCCCAAUGAAGAAGGUGCUGGUUGAAGACCCAAAGAAGCGCAUGGUGCUGAUAGAAAACCUGCGGGAGUCCCAGCCCUAUCGCUACAUGGUGAAGGCCAGAAAUGGUGCUGGCUGGGGACCUGAGAGAGAAGCCACCAUCAACCUUGCUACGCAGCCCAAGCGCCCGAUGUCCAUCCCCAUCAUCCCUGAUGUCCCCAUCAUUGAUGCAGAGGGAGGUGAGGAUUACGACAGCUACCUGAUGUACAGCGCUGAUGUGCUUCGCUCUCCACCUGGCAGCAAGCGUCCCAGUGUCUCUGAUGAUUCAGGCUCCAGGUGGAAAUAUGUGCAGUUGCUGGGAGAAGACUUGGAUCUUCGCCGCAUCACCUGGAGGCUCCCACCUGAAACCAUUCCCCGCCUCUCUGGCAGCAGCCGCCUCUCCUCGGACACUGAGGGUCUCCUCCACGAGGAGGACAGUGACAUGGCUACUGGCAGCCUGAGGAGGAGUGGGACACCCCGUCCCCAAGCAGAGCACUUGCUGAAUGGCCGGGUGGACUUCUCCUUCCCCGGCAGUGGCAGCGGCACACUGACGAGGACAACAAACACCAGCUACCACCAAAUGAGCUCACACAUGCAGCAGGAGCACAGGGUGAUGGGGAGUUCCUCACUGACAAGAGACUACUCCACAAUGUUAAUGGGGCAUGACUCCAGGCUGCCGCUGGGCAUCCCCGACACCCCCACACGCCUGGUAUUCUCUGCCCUCGGACCCACCUCCCUGAAGGUGAGCUGGCAGGAGCCACACUGCGAGAAGGAGGUGCAAGGCUACAGCGUGCAGUACCAGCUCCUCAAUGGAGGAGAGGUGCACCGGCUCACCAUUCCCAACCCCUGCCAGAACUCGGUGGUGGUGGAGGACCUGCUGCCCAACCACUCCUACAUCUUCAAGGUGAAAGCACAGAGUGAGGAAGGCUGGGGCCCUGAGAGAGAAGGAGUCAUCACCAUAGAGUCACAGGUGGACCCACAAAGCCCACUCAGCCCUGUACCAGGUUCACCCUUCACACUGAGCACACCCAGUGCUCCCGGACCGCUGGUUUUCACUGCCCUCAGCCCUGACUCCCUGCAGCUCAGCUGGGAGAGACCCCGCAAACCCAAUGGGUCCAUUUUGGGCUACAUGGUCACCUGCGAGAUGCUGCAUGGAGGAGGGGAGCCUAGGAAUAUCUAUGUGGAAGGAGACAAUCCAGAAACUACCCUUACUGUGCCCCACCUGAGUGAGAACGUUCCGUACAAGUUCAAAGUGCAAGCCAAGACCACCCAAGGCUUUGGGCCAGAGAGAGAAGGCAUCAUCACCAUCGAAUCUCAGGAUGGAGGCACUUUCUCCCAGUUUGGAGGACAGCAGUACAUGAGAGAAGAAGUGUAUAACUUCCCCACCGAAUACACCACCAAAACCAGCAUCAGCCAUUCCUCCCUGGAUCCCCACUUCACAGACGGCAUGCUGAUGACGACCCAGAGAGUGGAGAGCGCCAGCAGCACCCUCACCAAACAGGUCACCAAAGAGUUUGUGAGCCGGACAGUGAUGUCCAGCGGGACCCUCACCAAACAGAUGGAGAGGCAGUUCUACGAGGCCUGA
Molecule: messenger RNA, 5433 nt
Organism: Charadrius vociferus (killdeer)
Lineage: Eukaryota; Metazoa; Chordata; Aves; Charadriiformes; Charadriidae
Gene: ITGB4
Product: integrin, beta 4
Exons: 40
Coding region: 1-5433 (1810 amino acids)
Biological process (GO): cell communication; cell migration; cell-matrix adhesion
Cellular component (GO): membrane; cell surface; integrin complex
Molecular function (GO): integrin binding
Source: RefSeq, a predicted model, not a curated record